Molecule: messenger RNA, 2031 nt
Organism: Toxotes jaculatrix (banded archerfish)
Lineage: Eukaryota; Metazoa; Chordata; Actinopteri; Toxotidae
Product: ABC transporter F family member 4
Exons: 1
Coding region: 1-2031 (676 amino acids)
Molecular function (GO): neuropeptide hormone activity
Source: RefSeq, a predicted model, not a curated record
AUGGUCAUGACCUGUCAUCACGCCCCUUCCACAGCCCACCUCAUCCUAUUGGUCCUGCUCAUUGUCACUCCACAGCUGGCUGGCACCGCCCCUGUGCGGGGUGAGGGAGCGGAGGGAGGGGUGGAGGGGCGCACCCGGACAGACCAGAAAGAGGACAGCCUCGCCCCCUUUCUCUCGCCCCCACCCCAGAGUCUCUCCAGCCCUGACAACGUGUCCCUAGACCGGGGCCGGGGCCUGGGUCAAGAUAACCAGUCAGAUAAAGCAACGGACCCUGCGCAAGUGCUUGCAGUUCUUUUGGAGGCCCUGGACCACCCAGGGGAGAGUGAAAUUCAGGCGAGCAGAAACAGAGACUGGGAAGAGGAUCAGAGUCAGAGGCUGCCCUCCACUGAAAGGUUGGAGGGUGGUGAGAUAAGGAAAACAGGGCAGGCAGAGGGAGACAGGGGGGUGGAGGAGGAGAAGGAGGGACGAAGAGCUGAUAAGGCUAUUGAACAGCUAAUUGUGGGCCAUUUGACAGCUGCUCAGGGUGAUGACUUAAAGGAAAGGGAAGAGGAGGAUAAAAAUACAAGGUCAGAGGAGAACCCAGGGUGGUCUGUGGAGGAUGUGGGACCUGAUAGUGUGAGUGAGGAGGGAGACAAAGAAGAUGAGGAGGGGCAGGAGGGGGGAAAGGAUUUAGAAAGUUUCUUAGACAACGGCAGACUAAGUUCCACCUCACAGGGAGAUGAUCCCUCUCUGCAGCGCAAAAUAAGAGGCUACUUCCAAAACAUUGACUUGGGUCUCCAAGAUAAUGAAAUCCUGCCUCCACUGAAGGGCUACAAAGCAUAUAACACUCAGUUAGCACGAGCAGGAAAGAAGCUGCACUGGCAGGAGAACCAGUCUCACAACCGACCCGUCAAAGGGGGCAACUUUAUGGAUGACUUUGAGGAUGAAGGAGAGGAGCUGGAGGAGGAGGUUGAGGAAGAAGAGGAGAGCCUCUCCCACAUGGAAGAAGAGGCGAGAGCACGCGCAGAGAAACAGGAGGUGCUCCGACAGCAGGAGGAGGCGGAGCGAGCCAGAGAGGAGGAGCAGAGGCUGGCAGAUAUUGCCUCCGACAUGCUGCUGCAGUACAUGGGGAGGAAGCAACAGUCCUACUUGAAGCCCCGACAGAAAAGCAGCAUGGGGGCCGCCGGCAACACUGCUGAGGACAAGCGCUCUGAGGAGGUCCUCCCUGAUGAAGAUGAUCUGGACCAGCAAAUGAUCGACAGGCUCAUUGAGAUCAGCAGCAAGCUGCACCUGCCUGCUGAUGAUGUGAUUGAGAUUAUUAGUGACGUGGAGGAGAAGAAGAAGAAGAGAAAAGAGCUGCAACAGCAACCAACAAACAGCAACCCCGUUGCCCCACGCUUUAGGCCUCUGGUACCUCCUCCUCUGGCUGCCCCGCCUAUCUACCACUACACAGCCUCAAAAAACCCCAAGAAAGCCCCUUAUAAGUACAACAAGUCCAACAAGAAAUGGCAGAAGGACAAAGUCAAGUCAUACAAGCAGGACUAUUGGUAUAAGCCUCAGAAGCAGCUUGACUACUGGUAUAAACCCCAGAAACAGUUUUUAGCCUUCCCCUCCUAUCCAUACUACCAGAAGCCAUAUCGAGCCUACUACCCUGUUUAUUUCCCAUAUCCCAAACCACAGUAUUAUGGCAAGCCUUCCCCCUCCAGAGACCAGCCCUUCGGCCCCCAGGAAAUUGAACUCCAGGCCCCUAGGCGCAGGCACAGGGCUGGGGGUAAGAACCGUGGACAGGGUUGGAGGCAGCAGCCAGCGCCACGCCUGCCUCUCACCCCUUAUAUCUCUAACUAUAUCCUUCCUCACCCACGGACCUACCAACCCCUACCUCCCCCCAAACCAAUAACCACGCCCAGGAGAGGCAGGCGACCCCCGUACUACUAUCCACAAAUCACACCGGGAGAUGACUAUGAGGAAGAUGGGCUGGUGCCUCAGCUGGACAGUGAGGAGGAACUGGAAAACUUUAUUGAGAGGAUCUACAUGAAGCGCAGAAUGUAUUGA